AUGAGCAAUCCAAUUCGUGUAUUGGUUACUGGUGCAGCUGGUCAAAUCGGCUAUUCUUUGGUUCUUCAAAUCGCCAAAGGAUACGUUUUUGGAAAUGAAACUGUAUGGUUUUAUAGGUGUUUUUUUUUGAGUGGUUAAAAAAAUUUUUUAAAGAUUUACUAUAUAUAUGGCAAAAAUUGUUUAUGAACUUUACUUUUUUACUGUUUGAAUUUAAUUAUUUUAAUUCUUACAGCCAAUCACUUUGGUCUUGCUAGAUAUUGCUCCAAUGUUGGAAGUUUUGCGAGGUGUUCAGUUCGAACUCACUGACUGUGCUUUAGACAUUCUGAAAAAUGUUGAGAUUUGCACGACCGAAGAAGCUGCCUUCAAAGAUAUUGACUAUGCUUUUCUGGUUGGAGCUAUGCCAAGAAGGGAAGGAAUGGAGAGAAAGGACCUCUUGGCUGCCAAUGUCAAAAUCUUCAAAUCUCAAGGAAAGGCUUUGGCUCAAUAUGCUAAGGCAACAACAAAGGUACGGUGGUUUUAUUUGUUGCAGUUUUUAAAUUUUGUUUCAAUUUUUAUUAAUAGUUCAUUGUAAAUUUUUUACUAUUUGCUCCUUGUAAUUAAAUCACAGAUUUAUUCCGACUAGAAACUAAAUCUUUUUGUAGAUAAUAGAUCUAUUUUUUAAAACAUUAUUAUUUUAUGCUCAAUACGGAGGUAUACUAUUUCAGGUGUUGGUAGUAGGAAACCCUGCCAACACCAACGCUUUUAUUGCUGCCAAGUACGCUGAUGGCAAGAUCCCAGCCAAGAACUUUUCCGCGAUGACUCGUCUGGACCAUAACCGUGCUUUGGCUCAAGUCGCAUUGCGUUCUGGAGUAUCGGCGGCUUCUGUAAAGAACGUUACCAUCUGGGGAAAUCACUCAUCUACGCAAUUUCCAGAUGUUAAGCAUGCUAAAGUCACUAAGGGUAAGUGUGUAGUUUCAAAAAAUUAGGUUUGUGUCGAAAAGAGAACAUUUUAAAGUUUUAUGAUUUAAGUCUUGUCUUGAACAUUUCACAUUUAGGUGGCCAAGAAACCGAUGCUUAUUCUGCCGUUGGAGAUGAAGGCUGGCUCAAGGGUGAAUUUAUUUCAGUAUGUUUAAAAAAUUUUACAAUAGUUGUAUCAUACAACUUGUAUGCCGAUUUUUGUGCCAUAUUCUAUGAGGAUAAAUUUGUUUUGGAAUAUCAUUUUACUUUUACAGCUCGUCCAAAAGCGUGGUGCCGUGAUUAUUGAGAAGAGAAAGCUCUCGUCCGCCAUGUCAGCCGCUAAGGCUGCAUGUGAUCACAUCCGCGACUGGCACGUUGGUACCCCGUCUGGGCAAUGGGUAUCCAUGGCCGUUCCUUCCGAUGGCUCAUACGGUAUCCCAGAAGGUCUGAUUUUUUCCUUCCCAGUCACCAUCCAAAACGGAGAAUGGAAGAUUGUGCAAGGAUUGGAAUUGGAUGACUUUGCAAAAGAAAAGAUUGCCGCCACAACAAAGGAAUUGGUCGCCGAAAGAGACGACGCUCUGGCCGCCUGUACCGAUUAA
Messenger RNA from Bursaphelenchus okinawaensis, 1535 nucleotides. Lineage: Eukaryota; Metazoa; Nematoda; Chromadorea; Rhabditida; Aphelenchoididae. The record is from the annotation of a GenBank genome assembly.